AAAGAAAAGAAGAAGAGGGCACAAUGCAGUUCUGGAAGCUCUUCAUUACUGCAUUAAUGCCAGUUCUUAAGGUGCUCCUGAUUACUGCUUUAGGAGCAUUUCUUGCUCUUGAUCGAUUUAAUGUGCUAAGGGACACUGCCAGGAAGCACUUGAAUACAUUGGUAUAUUAUGUGUUCACUCCGGCUCUUGUUUGCAGCAUCCUCACUAAGACAAUAACAUUUAAGAAUCUCGUUAUGCUGUGGUUCAUGCCAUUGAAUAUUCUUCUAACAUUCAUAGUUGGGACAGCAUUGGGAUGGUUAUUUAUGAAAAUAACCAAAGCUCCGAAUCACAUGUAUGGCCUUGUCUUGGGGUGCUGUGCUGCAGGAAAUCUAGGAAAUUUGCCUCUUAUCAUAAUGCCAACAGUUUGCAAAGGAAGCAACAGUCCUUUUGGAGCUGUGGAUCUUUGCUACAAGAAAGGGAUGGGAUAUGCUUCUCUAUCCAUGGCUAUAGGAAACAUCUACAUUUGGACUUUUGUGUACAACAUCGUUCGUUUAUAUUCAUCCAAUAAGACUUUGGAUAAUAAUUCCACAUUAGAAAAAGAUUCCGUGAAGAAUUCCACAGAGGAUUUAUCAGAGACUGUUGAUGAUCAUGAAAAUCAACUUCAAAUUGAAACAACAUUUUCUCAUGAAAAAGCAAAGUUACCAAAACUUGCAAAGAUAGUUAAGACUUUGGUAGAAAAGCUGAAUCUGAAGGUCCUACUAGCACCUGCAACAGUUGGAUCGAUUGUUGGUCUAGUGAUGGGUGGAAUCACUCCAUUUCGGAAGUUGUUUGUCGGUGAUGAUGCUCCACUACGUGUUCUUGAAGACUCUACAUCCAUGGUGGGGGAUGCGGCCAUUCCAGCAGUCACUUUGUUGGUCGGAGCAAAUCUACUUAAGGGUACAAUUACUCAAUUAUUUGGAGCUGGUGAAACAGAAUGCUCAAUAAUCAUGCUAGCAACUUAUGCCUGUGCUGCAGUUUCUCUUACACUUUGGUCCACAUUUUUUAUGUGGCUUGUCCUAUGAUGAUGGGAUAUUUUUAUAACAAUAAUAAUUAGUUACAGUCAGAUGUAUUAUGAUUUAUGAGACAUCGAUGGUUAUAAAUAUAAAAUAUUAAUCAUAUUCUAAAAAGUUGUUCACAAAUUAUAAUGUUGUAGAGUGUGGAAUAUUUUGUUUAUUUAUUUAUGAUUUUUGGGUCUGAA
Arachis duranensis is the source of this 1216-nucleotide messenger RNA. RefSeq names its product protein PIN-LIKES 3. Lineage: Eukaryota; Viridiplantae; Streptophyta; Magnoliopsida; Fabales; Fabaceae. The transcript is spliced from 9 exons. The coding region runs from base 24 to 1040 and encodes 338 amino acids. Gene Ontology annotation, biological process: endoplasmic reticulum to cytosol auxin transport. Gene Ontology annotation, cellular component: membrane. The record is from RefSeq and is a predicted model, not a curated record.